Molecule: messenger RNA, 444 nt
Organism: Colletotrichum truncatum
Lineage: Eukaryota; Fungi; Ascomycota; Sordariomycetes; Glomerellales; Glomerellaceae
Source: RefSeq, a predicted model, not a curated record
AUGCCUCCUCACCAAACUCACACAAACCUCCUCGGCAAAUCUCUUCUUUCACCCCGUGACAACACUGAAACCCCGACUGAUGUCUGUCUGGCCUGGAACAUCGGCCUGUUGGCUGGCGUCAUAAUCGCCUCGACCUUGGCCCUGUUUAUCUUCAUCCUUCACCUUAUCCUUAGGCACCAUCACUUGAAAGCUCUAAAGAAGCUGGAACUUGCAAAUACGGACUUAACAAAAGCGCAAACAGUAGGUCUUUGCCUUGAGGCCCUUCUAGAUCGUGCCGAACAGACGACGCUCCAGUACAUCGGCAAGUACGGGCGUCUUCCUCAAGAAAUGGCGGACGAAGAGGACGAGGAGGAGGCUGAGUAUUCUGGGUUGAACACAAGCUAUGUGGGUGGCAGGCCUCGCCGGCCCGUCACGUGGGCUGACGGCCGCCACCACUGGUCUUAG